GAAUAAAUAAUGGACUGUGUAAAAUUUAUGAAUGUUAUUUGUGUAUUUGCCAUUCCUUUUUUUGUAAUUCUAAAUUAAUAAUACUUAUUAGAUAUCCCUUUACUUGAUAAUUGAAUUUUAGCCAGACUUUUACAAAUACCCCAAAUCAAAUCCUUAAAAACUAAAAGAAGCAAUAAUUGUGGCCUUUAUCGUAAUAAUAAAAUUUUAUUGAAGUUACAUGUGGUAUUAAGCAUUAUUUUAACACUUUGGCAUCAAAGAAGAAUAAAAGCAAAAAAGAAAAUGCAAAAUGUUGGAGAUAAUUAUUAUUAAAUUCAAGGCAAUAUUCAAGGAUAGCCAGAUUCAGAUUGAUUUUAUAUAUACAUACAGAA
Paramecium sonneborni is the source of this 368-nucleotide messenger RNA. NCBI's taxonomy places the organism in Eukaryota, Ciliophora, Oligohymenophorea, Peniculida, Parameciidae. The record is from the annotation of a GenBank genome assembly.